Closterium sp. Yama58-4 is the source of this 3636-nucleotide messenger RNA. The record is from the annotation of a GenBank genome assembly. Lineage: Eukaryota; Viridiplantae; Streptophyta; Zygnematophyceae; Desmidiales; Closteriaceae.
AUGUGCGCAAAUUUAGAGUGUCAGGUGGACAUGAGAGUGCCGAUGGGUCAGUCACGCAAAAGUCACAGGACGUCGCAUCCAUCGCACGGCGACUGGACGUCGCAUCAUCCAGCUACUACUAGUAGUAGCACUACUAGCAGUAGUUUGAGGCGAUCCGGCGACUUUGCAGGAGAUGACCCACCAGCCAGCACGGAUCUGGAAAAGUCAAGCUCCGACUUUCCCGCCUUCCGUGACUGCCCAGAAACGCAAUCCAAACGGCUGCGAAGCUGUUUCACGGGGCUGAUCGGCCGCGCAACCCGCGCGAGAGUGAGAGGGUCAAACGACCUCUCCACAGCCGGUUCGAAGCGGGGGUUCAGGGAGCUUCCGGCGCUGCCAAAUGCGAAGAGCCGCGUGAAGUCGUCGCAUCUGGUGCACUGGGUGGGGCUGCUCGCGCUCUUCACCUGCGCCUCCAUCUGGCACCUGUCCCCCACACCCCGCACUUUCCCGCACGCGCCAACGCUCGUGUGGACUCUUGCGCCAGCCGAGGCGCCAGCGGCGCCUGUUCCGCCCCGCCUGGCACCAAGGCUCGCAGCGUCGCCUGUCCCGCCCCGUCCCCGCCUCAUCCUGGUGACGCCGACGUACACGCGCGCGUUCCAGGCGGCGUACCUCACGGAGCUCACUCACACGCUGCGCCUCGUGCCGCCUCCGCACACGUGGAUCGUCGUGGAGAGCGGCAAUAAGACAGAGGAAACGACCAAGCUGCUGGAGCGCACGGCAGGCUACUGUGCGGAAGAGGAGGCGGGCGGGUGUCGGAAACUAGAAUAUGUUCACUUAGCCACCGGCUAUAAGGAGAACCAGCUGGUGUUCCGAGGCGUGGGCCAGCGCAACCUAGCUCUGGAAUACAUAGAGAGGGAAAACCUAGAAGGAAUCGUGUAUUUCAUGGACGAUGACAACGCGUAUGCGCAGCAGCUGUUUCAGGAGCUAAGGAAGGUUCGGCGCGUCGGGGUGGUACCGGUGGGGUUCCUAUAUGGGAAAGAGAGCCCCAUGCGCUCGUACGUUGGCCGCCCCAUCGUGAGAAUGGUCAGGGUGGGUGAGAGGGAGGAUGAGAGGGAGGGUGAGAGGGAGGGUGAGAGGGAGGGUGAGAGGGAGGGUGAGAGGGAGGGUGAGAGGAAGGAUGAGAGGGAGGGUGAGAGGGAGGGUGAGAGGGAGGGUGAGAGGAAGGAUGAGAGGGAGGGUGAGAGGGAGGGUGAGAGGGAGGGUGAGAGGGAGGGUGAGAGGAAGGAUGAGAGGGAGGGUGAGAGGGAGGGUGCUGCUGUGAGGGAGGAGGGGAGCGGUGCUGCUGUGAGGGAGGAGGGGAGCGGUGCUGCUGUGAGGGAGGGUUCCGUCUCUGCUGGGAGGGAGGGGAGUGGUGAGGCCAGGUCGAUGCACUUGUAUGCUGGCCGCCCCAUUGCGCUGUUGCCAUUGGAUGGUGGCAGAGCGGGUGAAAAGGAGGGGAGUGGGAGGGUGUGGGGCGAGAGAGGAGGAGUCGGGGGGAAGGCGUACGGCCGCCGUCGCUUGAGGCGCCGCAUAACUCGUGCGGCGAUCGUGGGGAGAGAGAGGAGAGCGCAGAUAGUGGGGGGGGAGGCGUCUUCUUUUGAGGCGCCGCAAAGGGAGAGGAGAGCGCAGAUAGUGGGGUGGGAGGGGUACGGCCGCCAGAUCCCGCUUCAGAAGAACCUCAGGGCACCGCGGCGGUACAUCACUGACAUGGCAGGGUUUGCGUUCAGCACGGAGGCGCUUCGCAACGGCACGGUCCAAGGGGAGAAGCAGCCCAUUCGCUUCCGGCCUACAAAACGCGGGUACCUCGAGACUGAUUUUCUAGGGCAGCUGGUGACACAUGAGAGUGAACUCGAGCUGUUGGCAGAUGGGUGCAGAGCGGUGUGGGUGUGGCACAAGCACAUGGAGGAUGAUCAUAGGGCCAAGUACCCCAGUGACUGGCACCCCGAGCAUUGGGUGAAGAAAAAGUCGAGAUCCGACUGUCUAACGGAUCGAUCUUUUAAUCUAGAUCAGAUUGCCGGCGAGCGCAUCACGGGUCAAGACGUCCGAACACAAAAUGUCACGGCGUGCAUGGCCAUAGCCAACAUUGUCAAGAGCUCGCUGGGUCCCGUGGGACUGGAUAAGAUGCUGGUGGAUGACAUUGGAGACAUCACCAUCACCAACGACGGCGCCACCAUUCUGAAGCAGCUGGAGGUGGAGCAUCCCGCUGCCAAGGUGCUGGUGGAUCUGGCGGAGCUGCAGGACAGGGAGGUGGGGGAUGGCACCACGUCAGUCGUCAUCAUUGCUGCGGAGCUGCUCAAGAGGGCGGACGACCUUGUACGCAACCGCAUUCACCCGACGUCCAUCAUCAGCGGGUAUCGACUGGCAAUGAAGGAGGCGUGCAAGUAUGUGGACGGCAAGCUGGCAGUCAAGGUGGAGAAGCUAGGCAAGGCAACGCUGCUGAACGCGGCCAAGACGAGCAUGGCCUCCAAGAUUGUCGACAUGGACAGCGAGUUCUUCGGCAAGAUGGUUGUGGAUGCAGUACAAGCAGUGAAGACCACGAACGAGAAGGGCGAAGUCAGAUACCCCAUCAAGGCCAUCAACAUUCUCAAGGCACAUGGCAAGAGCGCAAGGGACAGUGCGCUGAUCAACGGCUAUGCGCUCAACACCACGCGCGCCGCCCAGGGCAUGCCCCGCCGCGUGGGGCCCGCCCGCAUUGCCUGCCUGGACUUCAAUCUGCAGCGCACGCGCAUGCAGAUGGGCGUGCAGGUGCUGGUGACAGACCCUAAGGAAUUGGACAAGAUCAGAGAGAGGGAGUCGGACAUUACAAAGGAGCGCAUACAGAAGAUGCUCAAGGCGGGUGCAAAUGUCAUUCUCACCACCAAGGGCAUCGAUGACAUGUCGCUAAAGUAUUUCGUGGAGGCAGGCGCCAUUGCAGUGCGGAGGGUGAAGAAGGACGACCUGCGGCACAUCGCCAAGGCGUCUGGUGCCACAAUGAUGCUCACAUUCGCGGACAUGGAGGGAGGGGAGACGUUCGAUGCAUCUAUGCUGGGACAGGCAGAGGAGGUGUACGAGGAGCGCGUUGCGGAUGACAACAUUCUCAUCUUCAAGGGCUUUAAGGCCGCCAAAGCGGCCACUCUGCUCCUGCGAGGAGCCAACGACUACAUGUUGGAUGAGAUGGAUCGCUCCCUCCACGACGCCAUCUGCAUUGUCAAGCGCACACUCGAGUCCAACUCCGUCGUUGCAGGGGGAGGCGCCGUGGAGGCGGCGCUGUCUGUGCACCUGGAGAACCUUGCAACGACCCUUGGAUCGCGGGAGCAGCUGGCCAUUGCUGAGUUUGCUGAGGCCCUCCUCGUCAUUCCCAAGGUGCUGGCGGUGAAUGCUGCUAAGGACGCCACUGACCUGGUGGCGAAGCUGAGGGCGUACCACCACAUGUCACAGACUAAAAGCGACAAGCAGCACUUGGCAGAGUACGGCUUGGAUCUGGUGAACGGUGUCUUGAGGAACAAUGUGGAGGCGGGCGUGCUGGAGCCAGCCAUGAGCAAAACCAAGAUCCUGCAGUUUGCCACGGAAGCUGCCAUCACCAUUCUCAGGAUCGACGACAUGAUUCGCUUGGCUAAGGCCCAAGACGGGCCUGAGGAGUGA